Messenger RNA from Debaryomyces fabryi, 583 nucleotides. RefSeq names its product NADP-dependent alcohol dehydrogenase. The record is from RefSeq and is a predicted model, not a curated record. Lineage: Eukaryota; Fungi; Ascomycota; Pichiomycetes; Serinales; Debaryomycetaceae. Gene Ontology annotation, molecular function: zinc ion binding; alcohol dehydrogenase (NADP+) activity. The transcript has a single exon. Gene Ontology annotation, biological process: alcohol metabolic process. The annotation marks the transcript as partial.
AUGACUCUUCCACAAUAUUUCAAAGGAUUUGCUGUAGAUAAGCCAGAGAACUGGAACAAACCUAAGUUGGUUGAAUACAAGCCAAAAGAGUUAGCAUCGCAUGAUGUCGUGUUGGAAAAUAUCUGCUGUGGUUUAUGUGGUAGUGAUAUUCACACCAUCAAGGGUGCAUGGAAGCCACUCAACAGAGACGAUCUUGUUGUUGGUCACGAAAUUAUUGGUAAGGUUAUUGCCGUAGGUAAGGACGUUAAGGAAAUCAAGGUUGGUGACAGAUGCGGAAUUGGUGCCUGUUCCAAGUCUUGUAUGGAUUGUUCAAGAUGUCAAAGUGAUAAUGAGCAAUACUGUACUAAAAAGGUCAGUACCUACAAUGCUAAGGAUUAUGAUACUGGCUACAUCUCCCAGGGUGGUUAUUCUUCUCACUCGAUUGCACACGAACAAUAUGUUUUCCCAAUUCCAGAUGAAUUGGAAUCCGCAGUUGCUGCACCAUUGAUGUGUGCUGGUUUAACUGUCUUCUCCCCAUUAGUCAGAAACCUUGGUGAAAAUGCUAAGGGUAAGACUGUUGGUAUUAUCGGUAUUGGUGGUUUAG